Molecule: messenger RNA, 1749 nt
Organism: Necator americanus (New World hookworm)
Lineage: Eukaryota; Metazoa; Nematoda; Chromadorea; Rhabditida; Ancylostomatidae
Exons: 14
Coding region: 1-1749 (582 amino acids)
Source: RefSeq, a predicted model, not a curated record
AUGAAAGUCAGUUUGGUCGUGCUCAUUGGGCUGCUGCAGCUCCUCACGGUGGUGGUAGCGAUACCGCGUCGCGGCAAUGAACCGUGGUCGCUGAUCCUCUGCAAAUUCAAGGAUAGCGAAUUCGAGCCACGAUCGGCGGAAUGGUUUGCCGAAUGGAUCUCAGGAGGGAAUAAUCCAGGUAUGUACAUAAUUCAUCAAUAUGGAUGCGACUACGGUCAACUUCCCGAAAGUAACCAGAAAAAUGUGAUAGGAAAAUCACUAGUCACACUCCGCCCUCUUGCAAGGGUCUUAGCAAAGUGCCAUAUGCGAAAGCAGAUCUCAAUCUUCCCUCAAUCUCGAGGUGUGCUGCUUCUGAAUACAAUUGAAAGCUACUUCUCAUCGGUGUCGAAUGCUGUCUACACGAUUAAAGGCUCCAAUGUUACUAAAUGGCUAAAACUUCCGUGGACACGAAGGGAAGUGUUACGAAUGGCAGUUAUGGACCCGAGGUUGCAAACCGAAAGAGAACGCCCUUUUGCUAUGUUUGAUAAAGCAAAGCAGCUCUGCAUCUCGUUCGCUGAACAAAGUGGAUUUAUUUUGAAUAGGCAAAAAGUUACGGUAGUGAACAUGGAAAACACCGCUGUGUACGGAAGGGACACAGGUGUUCUUCUUACACCAAAACUCAUCUUUUCGUCAGUUCUAACGCAUGAGAUGAUCCACAGCAUGAAUAUUGGCCAUUCAUAUAGCGAUCGGAAAAUACGUGUAUUUCCCUAUUCCUCGUAUGGGGAAUACGAUGACAAAUAUGACCUCAUGUCAACGGCAAACGCACAUAUGCGGUUGUCCACGUACGGUCUAGGAGGUCCAGGUUUGAACGGACCUCAUCUGGACUACCUUGGUUGGCUACCACAGAAUCGCAUCGUCUAUUUUGGGCGGGAUGGCCGUACCAACUACACCUUACGUCUUUCCUCACUAUCAGUACCUCAUCGUCUCACCAUUGGAUGGUUAUUGGUGAUGAUACCAUAUGAUCGUGAUGAUCCUGGGAAUGUCUAUACGAUCGAGUAUCGUACACCAGUUGGUAAUGAUGCGGGAAUUAGGCAGGGAGCCGUGGUGAUUCACAGAGUCCAACGUAUCGGUCUCUCAUACUACUCCACGCUAAUAACACAUGAGAAAGGCGAGUACAAUGAGCUGACAGCUGGUACCGAAUGGCUACAGUUUCUCAACAUAAAUAUUGACGGAGGUUUUCAGUACAUAAGGGUUAAGGUCGAACGGGUGCACGGUAAAUCUCACAGUGCUGAUCUCAAAAUUUCAACCACAUUUAGACCGGAAAUGUGUCGCGAUGCUGAAGUAAAAAUGCCAGUACAUGAAUCUCCAUUGUUGAUUGCGCAUGGUAUGAACACUGUGUGCAUUGAACGGAAUCGAACAGUAACUCAACGAGAUAUUGAUCGACAAUAUCUACGGGAUUUUUUCUUUGAAAUGAGGAAGACAUUUGGACAAAACGAAUGCAAGAACGGUCGCGUCUGGCGAGCUAUCGACGCUUACGAUUACAUCUGCGUUGAACCACAUCGGGUCGAUCAAGUCAUGGAUACCGUCUUAUCUAUGGAUGAAGAAGAAGACGGCUGUGAGGAGGAUUCCGUGCCCAGGAAUGCAUUCCAGGGAGACAAAGCAUGCGUGAGCGAAGAUGAACGUGCACUUAUACACAGAGAGAAUGCAGAAUCUCAUCGUCACCUAAGAAACUAUGCAUUCUUCAAUGGAGCUGAUUCUGUUGGACUAUAG